AUGGCCACUCCAGUCAACGAAAAGUCGCAGUACGACGACUUUCCUCAAGAGAAGAACACCGACCAAAAGUCGAUCGACGUUGUCGAAACCGAAGAGGAAUAUGAAUACGUCCACGAGACACACCAGUUCACCUGGCGUGCUGCCAUUGUCGGCUCCAUUCUCGGAUGUGUCGUCGCUGCCAGUAACCUGUACUUGGGUCUCAAGAUCGGUUGGACCUUCGGCGCUGCCCUCUGGGGUUCCAUCUUCGGUUUCUUGAUUCUGAAGGCUAUGGCCAGGGUCACCGGCACCGUAUUUGGUCCCAAGGAAAACGUCGUCUGCCAGGCGGCUGCCACCUCUGCUGGUGGUCUCUCCAGUGGUUUCGUUACUGCCAUCCCAGCCAUGUACCGCAUGGGCCUCAUGGGCGAGAACACCCCCAAGGAUGAUGUCGUCUCUCUGUUGCUCUGGACCGGUUGCGCUGCCUUCUUCGGCAUGUUCUUUGCCGUCCCUCUCCGCUCGCACUUUGUCAUCAACCAGAACUUGGUCUUCCCCACCCCACGCGCCGCCGCCGAGACCAUCAAGAGCUUGCACAGGGCGGGAUCUGCUGCUGCGAAGGAUGCGCGUGACUCUGGUUUCGCCAUGAUCACUUCCUUCUGCACCGCCAUGUUCUGGGCCAUCAUCGGUUUCUUCAUCCCCGGAAUCUUUGGAGCGAUCCAUAUCCUGUACUACAUCGGUAAGGCUGCAGGAUCCACCAAGGUCAUGAACGCGGACGCCAUCUGGCAGUGGAACUUCACCUGGGACUGGGCAUUCUUUGGAGCCGGUCUCAUGACCCCCGGUAGCACCGUCUUCUCCUUCCUGUUGGGAGAGUUGAUCGCUUUCGGUAUUGCUGGGCCUCUGAUGACUGAUGCCGGCUACUUGACUGGUCGCGCCGGAUUCAAGCAGCCUCUCCCACCUGCCGUCGGCUCUGCCCAAUCCUGGUUUCUCUGGCCUGGUGUCGGUAUGAUGGUCUUUACAGCCUUCUCCGAGUUGGGUGUUCGCGGCCCUGCUUUGUACCAUGGCAUCAAAGGCGGUGUUCUGGAGUGUCGCAACAUGAUCCGCAAGUGGCAAAAGAAGGCCGCCUUGGUUAACAACUCUGAUUACGUUUCUAAGGACACGACUCCUGAACAUGAGUUGAUCCCCACAUCCUGGUGGAUUGGAGGCCUGCUUGUCUCGGGCUUGCUCACUGUUUUGGUCAUGUACUUUAACUUCCAUGUCCCCGUCUAUGCCACCAUCGGAGCCAUCAUCAUCUCGUUCCUCCUGGCCUUUGUGGGUCUUCAAGCUUCUGGUGAGACCGAUAUCAACCCCACGGGUGCUGUCGCCAAGGUCACCCAGCUCGUCUUCUCUCGCAUCCCCAACGUCGAUAUCAAGGUCGUCCAGAAGACCAACUUGAUGUGUGCCAACAUUGCUGCCUCGGUCUGCUCACAGUCUGUCGACAUGGUCGGUGAUCUCAAGACGGCCCAUCUCGUCGGCGCAUCACCCCGUGCUAUGUUCUUGGGUCAGUCGAUCGGCUCUGUGUUCGCUAUCGCUGUGGCCAUCCCCCUGUUCUUGCUCUAUACCCAGGCCUACCCAUGCGUUCUCAACCAGGACAUUCCCAACUGCCCAUUUGCUGUUCCUGCUGUCACUGCCUGGCAGAGCGUCGCCUUGCUAUUGACGGGCGAGGGCAAGAUCCCUCGCGAGUCCAUGAUCUUGACGUUCGUGUGCUGCGCUCUCGGUGUCAUCAACGUCGUGAUCCGCCACAAGUUCGUUCCCGAUCGUCUGAAGCCCUACUGGAUCAAUUUGAACGCCGUCGGUCUCGGAUUCAUCAGCCCUACGCCCGCGAUCCCCGUAGCUAUGCUGGUCGGCUGGACUGCCGGUGAGAUGUGGAAGCGUUGGGGUAUCCGGUCGCAUGAGCGUUUGAUGUACUCUGUCUCGGCUGGAUUGAUUGCAGGUGUCGGUAUUGCGGGUUUGAUCAACGCUGCGAUGACGAUCGGUGGAUUGAAGGGAGCAGAUAUCCUGGCUGGAUGCGGUGAUGAAAACGAGCUGUGCUAA
Gamsiella multidivaricata is the source of this 2043-nucleotide messenger RNA. RefSeq names its product OPT oligopeptide transporter protein-domain-containing protein. Gene Ontology annotation, cellular component: fungal-type vacuole membrane. Bases 1 to 2043 code for a protein of 680 amino acids. The transcript has 2 exons. Lineage: Eukaryota; Fungi; Mortierellomycota; Mortierellomycetes; Mortierellales; Mortierellaceae. The record is from RefSeq and is a predicted model, not a curated record. Gene Ontology annotation, molecular function: oligopeptide transmembrane transporter activity.